AUGAGCCUAUCCCAACUGAAUCAGUACAUCACUCAAGUCUGCCAACCCCUUUCCCCAAAAGCUUCCCACAAGUUACUGUUCUCACGUCUCAACGCCCCCGAAAACGAUUCAGAUACCCAAAUCUUUCCUGUACAAGCCUUUCGUCUUGGCUUCUGCAUCUUGCAAUCCCCCAACCUCGCCGUUCAAGACAUAUCAGACCCGGCCGCUUUAAAUGCCAAGGCGAGGGUUUCAAUCGGCUUGCCCACGCUUGCAGACCUGCCAAGCCACCGACCAACAGACCCCUUCAGAACGGCGGCGCAGAACUUGAAGCAGGGCGAGCCACUGGACUUCGAUGGUGCCCAUGCGGCCCAUCCACCGCCGCACGCUCCUAGUGGCUUGAGCGCCGCACGCUCCGAGUCGCUUGACGAUGCACUCGGCCGUUCCCUGGCGCUCCAUCUGGAGCAGCAGCUCGGUCUACAUAACCCCCCGGCUGCCCGAUUGACGACCAUCAACUCCGUCGGCCCGUUGCCAGCCGGCUUGCUGCUCAUCCCGCCCCCCACUGAUUUUGUCUCCGUGGGCACUGGUGCCCCCAACACUCAGGGCCAGUCAGAGCCUACGCUGUUGCCGAUGCUCAUCGACCCGCCCGAGCAGAUCCUCGGCGUCGCUGUCGUCCUCCACCAUCGCCAUAAUCAACAACUGUGGGGGACGAGACACUCAGAACGGCUUCAGACCCUGUGCAAAAACCUCAAGUCCAAUAACACCCUGCUCUCCGACUCCGCAGGCGACCAUUUUCGGACGAUCCGCAAGCUAGACACCGACGUAUCAUCAGAGAUCCUCCCUCUUCCUCCCUUGUCGUCAUCAACGUCGUCCAACGCCGUCGCCUGCCCCGUCCCAUUUGCCAUCUCCCCCCGCGCCCCAGGUUGUGCCCUGCCCCACAAAACCCCCCAUCAUUCUUAUCCAACCAAGUCAAGUUGCUAG
Puccinia triticina is the source of this 957-nucleotide messenger RNA. RefSeq lists its product as uncharacterized. The record is from RefSeq and is a predicted model, not a curated record. The transcript has 6 exons. NCBI's taxonomy places the organism in Eukaryota, Fungi, Basidiomycota, Pucciniomycetes, Pucciniales, Pucciniaceae. Bases 1 to 957 code for a protein of 318 amino acids.